Micromonas commoda is the source of this 809-nucleotide messenger RNA. RefSeq lists its product with no specific name. NCBI's taxonomy places the organism in Eukaryota, Viridiplantae, Chlorophyta, Mamiellophyceae, Mamiellales, Mamiellaceae. The record is from RefSeq and is a predicted model, not a curated record. The coding region runs from base 110 to 517 and encodes 135 amino acids. The transcript is spliced from 4 exons.
ACGCAACCCGAGCCUACGUUCACCCGUAAGCUCACCCCUUUUGCAUCCGUCGACCACGUAGUCGCACAACCCCCACCUUCUACAACCCCCAACAACUACUACAAGCCAGAUGAGCACCGACGUCGCCGCCCAGGAGAUUCUCCCCAAGGACUCCACCUUCCACCUCGACGCGGGCAUCGAGGACCCCGAGGAGUUUCUGGCGGUCCACGAGCUCAUGAACCGCGGCCAGCUGCUGAACGCCUACGAGGCUAAGCUCACGCACCAGCACGGCGUCGAGUUCGGCCACGGUAUCCUCAACAGGGGAAAGGCGCAGAAGCGCGAGAAGAGGCCGCCGACCCAGAUCGAGAUCAUGGCGGCCAUCGAGAGGGAGAAACAGGAGAAGAAGGCGGCGCGCAAGGCGGCCAAGGAGGCCAAGAAAGAGGAGCGCAUCGCUCGCGAGGAGUUCGCCCUCACCGGCGGCAACAAGAAACUGACGAAGAAGGAACGCAAGAGGCUCGAGCAGGGUGAAUUCGAGUAAACUGAACGUGGCGCCACCAAUCGACGUGGAACACGGAAAGAAAAAAACCUCUUGCUAUUCCGAAGAUGAAACCUUCGUCGGCUUCGACACUGUACACGCCUCGCCUGUAGCAACAUCAUCGACGACACGUCACACAGAAACAUUAAGAUAGUGUAGGACCAACGACAUGGACAUUAGAGUGUACCAUCGACAACAUGUACAACAACUUGACGGAUAGCAUCCGGUUGUAACGACCAAUCUGAACGCCUCCCAGCCCAACGGGGACGGCGAAUACAUCAAAUCGAAACGACGA